CAUGAUCAUGCUUUGCCAUUCAAAUAAUUCAGUGCAGUUUGGUGUAGAAUAAAGUAGUUACAGCAGUUGUUUGGAAGGCCUGUAUAUAUAUCCGCACAGGAAUUAAAACAGGUUUGAGGAGAGGAUACUUGCCGGUGGUCUUCCUGGUUCAAUGGAUGGUCUCCUAGAAGCACCACUGAACGCACCCAAGCGACUUGUGUGCGUCAACUUUCCUGGUUUUGUGAACAAUGUUGGUCGUGCCAUUGAAGUCCUUGGUGGCGAAUCGAAGAUAUCACGGGUCUUCUCAAACUCCUCGUAUCGCCUGGAGGCUCACUUGAGACCGAAAGACGUGGAGUCCAUCCCACUGUACGCAUCCCGAUCUCACUGCUGCGGUAUGGUGUUGAAGGUUCGCCGUCGCAAAACUCCACCGCCGGAAGGCAGUGAGGAGCAAGCGACAACCGUGCAAGUUGUUGGCUGUGUGACCGUCAAGUAUGAGUUCUCUGGGUUGGCUGACUUCCAGUUCCUGCCAGCUGCAGUUGACAAGAAUCCGGGUGCCUCUUCAACGUUUCGCCAUGCAACCUCCAUUACAGAGCCUCUGAGUUCAGCUGCACUCGUCGAGACCGAUUUCUUGCACAUUCCAACUUUCCUCUUCUGCCGUAGCGAUCGUCCUCUCUCAUUUAGAGCGUACACCAAGCCACGCGUGGACCGACCUGUGUCUGCGCAGUUUAUCCCGUACAGUGAAGACACUGUGCCUCUUGCGCCUAUCAAGCCACAUGAACACAUCUUCACGCCAAUCUUCCAACAAAUGUUUGAGGACCGACCUGUUUGGUCAACCCAAGCCUUCUACAACACUGUUCAGACGCGGGUUGGCAAGAGGAAGAUCACACGAGUCAUUAUCAAGAAGAUUAACAAGACGCUGGCAUACAUGUUCUCAUCAGGACCGUGGCGUCUAUGCUGGGUGAAGCGCGGCUAUGAUCCACGCACUGACCCAGAAGCUUACAAAUACCAGGUGCUGGAUUUCCGCUCAAAACGUUCUGUCUACCGUGGCAAACCAGAGAAAGUGCGCCCGCAGCGCAUGUUAUCCGCCAUUGGGCCAACAGUAGCCAAGCCUUCGACCCAGUCGUGUUCAGUUGCCUUGGUGAGAAAGGAUCAGGGUGCUGGGGAUGCAGCGGACGACUAUGAAACGCAUAUGUACCAGCCGGGAACGAAAGUGAACCAAGGCCAGAAGCUGUUCCAAGUCUGUGAUGUCAUGCUGGACGAUGUUCAGGACAAGAUGAUGGAUGGCAGGGUCGAGGCAUGCACAGAAAAGGAUGGCUGGUUAUCCACCGGCACGAUGGAUGCUAUGCGUACUGUAUUGGCACAGCAUGUACAGGAAGCAGAUCUCCAGCAGAAUCCUACUGAGGCAAGUGUAAGCUGAGCGUGCUGUUGGAGGAUUUCGCCAUUGCCAGAUCAGCUGUGGAUCACCGGCAAGAGUCGCUUGUGAUGGUACGAGAGCGAGAGUGCUGCAUCAUUGAGAGACUAUUUAUCAGGACCGGUGUCAUGGGCGUGCUCCUGUGCUGGCUUCUCAACUGCAUGUCUCGGGGUUUAGUUCUAUGCACGGGGAACACCGGUGGAUGUCUGUGACAUGAUGGCCUUGAUGUGAACAGUACAGAAUGCCGUACAGUAUCUGGCUUGAAUUCAUUAGCUGUGUAUGCCUGAGGGAGGACUUGGAUCAACUGCCAGAACAUGUUUGGUUGAGAGCACAUCCACGCAGUGUGCAGUGGCUCCAAGAUGUACUCCGAUUGCCCUGUCUAGUGGCAAUGAGGGUCAGGUACUUCUGACCUGGCAUGUGAAGAAUCUAGAGUGAGUCCUGCUGUACAAGUCCUGCUUGUACUGUAUAUCACACCUCUUUGGAGCUCAAUACACUGCCUGUACAAGCCACAUGUACUUGUAGCGAUAGUGUGCAACGUGAUGCACAUGCCACAGCUCACAGUAUACCGUGGUUUGCGUGUGCAGUGCAAGAGCACCGAGCAAGAAUGGAACAGUCAACACAAUGAUCAUUGUUCCUGCCACCGAAGCCAGAGCGGUUGGUUGCAUGCUGCACUAACUGGAUUCCCGUUUGGCAGAUGCUCAGGGCAAGCAUAGGAUGCAGCCCAGUGCUACCGUGAUGCAGCAUAUUUUUUAGUGAUACCCGAUAUAUUCCUGAUCUAUCAUCCAUCGUGUCCUCACACACUGUAUCAUAUCUGUGAAAUAGAGCUUGAGCAAUGCGAGCUGAUUAUUUGUUACGUUCUCCUAAGUAAGACUCGAUAAGUAGCAUUCUGUUCAUAGUUUCACUUUUAAAAGUCCUACAACACCUUCAAUCAUACAUGUAUUUCCAGAAACCAAUCAUUGUGAUUCCCUGCAAGCACACUCAUAAUGUGACGUCAGUGACCUGACAUUUCAGAUUUCAUUUUAUAAAACCAUUCUUCUUAAUACUUGUAGUGAAAA
Messenger RNA from Sycon ciliatum, 2445 nucleotides. RefSeq names its product general transcription factor 3C polypeptide 5-like. Gene Ontology annotation, molecular function: RNA polymerase III type 2 promoter sequence-specific DNA binding; RNA polymerase III type 1 promoter sequence-specific DNA binding. The record is from RefSeq and is a predicted model, not a curated record. Gene Ontology annotation, biological process: transcription initiation at RNA polymerase III promoter. NCBI's taxonomy places the organism in Eukaryota, Metazoa, Porifera, Calcarea, Leucosolenida, Sycettidae. The transcript has 13 exons. Bases 152 to 1396 code for a protein of 414 amino acids. Gene Ontology annotation, cellular component: transcription factor TFIIIC complex.